UUGACGACUGACGAGUUCAUCUGUUGAAACGUUCUUGGUGAAGUUAAAUUAACUACAGAAAAAAAUAGAAAUAAAACCUGUUUAUAAAUUAAAUACGCUUGUUACUGAGACGCAAGCAUAUUUUUUUUUGUAGUGGAUAAGUAAUAUGGGUAUAGAAAACAUGCGUCGUUGGCCAAUGUACAUUGUUUUUGCCGUAUGUAUUUUACUUACCCUUUCACUACUCAAUAGUUGGAGUAUGGAAACCGAAUUACAAACUCGGCUUGGUGAGUUAAGCGGACAACUGCAAGAGUGUUCGAGACAACAAACAUCAUGUAUGGAAGAGUCACUACGCUACCAGCAACAAAGAGACAUAUACAAUACGAAAGUGAGCGAUUUAGAAAGUUCAAAAAUGAAAUUAAGCAGCAAUUAUUCAGAGUUAAAAACUAAAUUAGCAAAAUCCGAGAUUCAAGUGAAUCAAACAUUAGGAGAUGUAGAAUUAUGUAAAACUGAAUUGCAAUCUUUAAAAAACUUACAAGUAAGUAAGUCGGCUAUAUUAGAAACCUUGAGGUUAAAAAAGGAAACGUUAACAGCUCAAUUAGAAGAAAGGCAGAAAAGAAUUGAAGAUCUGGAAAAAGAAAUAACACGGUUGAAGUCUUCAAUGACGACCAAAAGUGCUCCAAACCAAGCUAUAUCUUCAAAGGUGACUCCAGCAGCUCAACCACCAAAACUCAGUUCAGCUUUAAAUGUUAAUAAUCCCAUUAAUGAGCCCGUGCUUGAGAACAAUGCCAAGGAAGAUAUUGAGGAUCCAAGUGCUCUUAACGAUGUAGAUAACUUUGACCAAAAAUAGUAUUGAUUUUUAAAUCAACAAACAAUGUGGGAUGUCACAUUUGUGACAUCUACAUCGGAGGUACGUUUUUAAAAUUAACAUUUAUCAUUGGCUUACUGACAGAACUCAUUACCUGCAAAAAAAUACUAAAUUUGUUAAUUGCUAUUAUUUAUGAAUUUAUAGAAAUUUAUUGUUUCCCAAAAUAACUACAAAAAAAAUUACGAAUGAUACAAAACAUAUUGUAACAAAUGAACCUCUGUUUUAUAUAUUAAUAGAAAUAGAACAAGAUUUUUUUUGCAAUUAAUGAUUUUUUGUUGUAAACUGAAGUUGUAUACAGUAUCAAUAUUGAUCUGAAGUUAUCAUUUUAUAAGUUAUAUUAUUUUAAACUUCUUUAUUGUAAUUAUAUUUUUAUUAUAUAAAUUGUUUAGUAAGAAUUUAGUUAAUGCCAUUUUAAUUUAUGGUUACAUAAUACACAAUAAAUUUUUUUGGUCAUUUCUAAAUCAUCAAGGCUUUAUAUAUUUUUUUAAACGUCUGUGUUAUGAGCAAAGUAUUAUAAAAUUUAAUUAAUUUGUCACAAUUUACUAAUGGAAAUUAUGCCAAAAAUUGUUUUUGGGCUUGAUGAUAAAGAUUUUUUGUUUUUCAUUUUAAGUAUAUAAGUAAAAACAAAAAUGUAAUGAGAUUUACACAAUAAUUAAAAAAUUAUUCGUAAUAAUUAUUUUAAGUAGUAUAUUAAAGAUAUAAUGAUGAUGGUGCAAAUUCCAUGGCUAUGUUGAUUUUAUUAUAAAAAAAAGUGCAGAUUAAAUGAUAAAUUAAAACCUUCAGCGACAGAUUGGUCUACAGCGUUAUAUGGUCUGAUAGGUUUAUUUAAGAAAGAAGAAAAAAGAAAGCUCUCUCAUUAAUUUUGAAUAGUACCAAAAGAAAGUUGGAUAUCUAAUAAUGUUAAAAAAAUGCUCUGGGAAACUUAAAAUUUAAUCACCAACAAACAAUGAAAACUACUGUAAUAUUUGAUCUCUUGUUCUAACUAAUUUUACUGGAUAUUAUGUAAAACACUUUGAAAUUCCUAAGUGAUUAUAAAAGGUCAAUAUUAAUAACACAUAGCAUUAUUCUAAACUGAUAUUUGUUUCUUAAACUAUUUUUUUAUUUUUGUCCAAAUCAAUUACAUUAAUAAUAAUCAUUAUUGAUGUAAUAGUUUUAAAUAUUUUAAUGUUACAAAAUUUGUUCAUUAAUUGUGCUGCCAUAUAUUAUAAACAUCACAAAUGUAUCAAAUAACUAAUAAUUAACACUUGUAAAAUUAUUUAGUUACCAUUUCUUUAAAUAAAAUAGCAAGGAUUUAAGUGCUAUUUGAUAAUUAUGUGUUAUAGAUUAUUUGCUUUUUAUUAAGUUAGUUAUGCCAUGACGGUGCCACAAUGACAAUCGGAAAGUUUAAGUUUAAAUAUCCACUUUAAUGGAAUUUUAACAAGUUAAACAACCCUAAAUGUUUCGAACGGUUUGUACCUAUUGUACUUGUACCAAUUGUGUAUGCUAUUGUGUAAUAAGGUGUUUCUGCAUUGAUUCAUUAUUAAGAAAAUGUUAAUAUUAAAAAAAAAAGUAAAAAUAAUCGAGUAGCUAAGUAGAUAAACAGGUGAUAAGUUGUUGAAAAAAAAAAAUCAUUAAAAAGGUAGUAUAUUAUUUAAACAACAAUGUUUGUCAAACCCUAACAAAACAUAUAAAACCAAAUGGCUACAUGUAUUGUAAACACAUAAUUUUGUAUGCAGCUUACUUAGUUCCAGUGCAAUUUUAUAUCAAAACACUUUUAUUGUGAAUGAUUUAUGUAUUGCUUUUUUUAGUUAUUUUAUAUGUAUCACUGUUUCAAAAUAAAAAUGUUUUUGACUAGAGGUGUCAAAAAUUUAAGUUUUCAUUUUGUCGCAUAUAAUAAAAAAAAAAAACAAGAUUUCCACCUCAUUAUAUCACAUAGGUAUAUUAUAUACGUUAUACAUGGAGGCAUUUCUCAACUUUUAAUGAAAAUCCUUAAAAAUACUACCGUGAUGUUCUUUGACGUAUGUUUAGAUAUCUACAAUGUUUAUUUUAAUUAGAUGUGUAUGUAUUAGCGAUUAAAUUUUAUAUAGGACUUUU
This is a messenger RNA of Nymphalis io (European peacock), 2917 nucleotides long. RefSeq lists its product as uncharacterized. NCBI's taxonomy places the organism in Eukaryota, Metazoa, Arthropoda, Insecta, Lepidoptera, Nymphalidae. The record is from RefSeq and is a predicted model, not a curated record. The transcript has a single exon. The coding region runs from base 146 to 826 and encodes 226 amino acids.